AUGGACUACCUCGAUGAGCUUGACAACUCCGCCAUCGACGCCCUCGCCGAACUAGAAGGAGGCAUCGACUUCCAUCUCCCGUCGAUCACGCCCACCGCCACCUCACACAAUACAUCUCUAUCUUCAGCCCGCUCAGCGCACCGCCGUCGCCGCGUCGAGGCCACCUAUCUUCUCCGCCUGGAACAUCCUCUCUCAACGCCGCGGGAGGUUGCGGACGUCCUUCAACUUCAUCGCGUGCCCAAACUCGGAACCGGCAGCGGGGAAGACGGCGACGCGCACUUCUGCCGCCUCUCCCAAUCCAACAUGGACAGUCUAGACUCCUAG
Westerdykella ornata is the source of this 324-nucleotide messenger RNA. RefSeq lists its product as uncharacterized. The record is from RefSeq and is a predicted model, not a curated record. The coding region runs from base 1 to 324 and encodes 107 amino acids. The transcript has a single exon. Lineage: Eukaryota; Fungi; Ascomycota; Dothideomycetes; Pleosporales; Sporormiaceae.